UCUUCUGCGCCGAUUACACGAAAACCUCACCUGGCUCACCGGAAGUCUUUCUUAGCGGGUGCUCCCCCGCCGGGCUUUUUACUCCUUCUUUCCAGAAAUGAGCUCAUCCGCCAGCAGCCGGUAGCGGUCACGUGAUGUCAGGAUGCCUGGAUUCCCACCUUCAGAGCGCCAUGGUGAUGCCAUCCCCACCACUGAGGGAAGUGGACAGGAAGUGAGGGAUAUGGAGCAGUUCCUGGAUCUGUCAGAGUCUCCUAUUCAUCCCGCCUCCUAUCCACUGGAGCUGAAUGGAGAGGAAACCCAGCAAGCGGACGGCAGCUGGAGCCAAGAUGAAGAACCUCAGGGAUGUGGACAAUUGGAGAGGAGGUGGUUCCUCUGGCAACAGUUUAUGAAUGAACACGCCCAACUGGACACCUGGCUGCGAUUUGCCGAGCAGGCCGUCGGUUCCCCUCACCCCGCCCACCUUACCCAUGUCACUGCCAAGGAAGUAAUGAGGAAGUUUGAGAGGCUGCGCUGCGAGGCCGUGCCUCGGCUCGUCCAGCUGGACAGUUUGACCCAGAGGAACCGAGCACUGACUCGGCUGUUUCAGGGCACCAUGCAGGCUCGGCUUCUGGCGUCGGCGAGGGACUGCGGACAACGAUGGGACGACGUGAACACUAAACUGGAAGCCAUCACUGAACGGUUGAAGCACUUUGUCGCAGAGUGGGAGGGGUUUGAGGCAGAGAGGGAGGAGCUUGCUCUCCGGUUGGCUGAACUGGACGUCCGCUUGACCGAGGUGGAUCACCUGACGGGAAACACCUGCGAAAAGUUGAAGCGACUGCAGGGUGUGUGUGUGUGUGUGUGUGUGAACUCGGGCCGUGUGAACGUCCUGCUGCAGCGCGGCGAGGCCUUGAUCCAGCGCAGCGAACCGGCUGAUGCUCAGCGUGUGGAGAGUCGCCUGCUGGAGCUGCUGCGGAGCUGUAGCCUCGUAUACAGCAACAUCACACGGACGCACACGCGGCUGCUGAGCAUGAGACUGGUGUUUGAGGAUGACUGGAUUCUGUCUCAGGCUACAGACUCUGGUUGCCCAUCAGAGACUAUAUUAGAAGAAGAGGGAGCACUUGAUUUAACUCACCUGGACCUCCCUGUCUUUCCAACCCAUUCCAAAGCUUACACCGACCUGGCCUUCUCCUCACCCGUUCACCUCCCUCCUCCUCCAUCCCCAGUCUCCCCUGCCCAUGAGCACCUAGGGCUGGAGUGGGACUCGUCCGUUGAUAUCGGACGCUCUGUCUCCCACGAUGACGCCGACUCGUUGUAUUUCAGUGCCAGCAAAGGUCUUUGUCACAGAGAUGGUGGGAAGAGGGUGAGCUACCUCAGCUUGCUGGGCUCUCAGACUCAUAGCAAUUACAUCACCAAUCAGGAAGCAGACCUGCGAUUGGAGGGCUGGCUUGACCACACCCACCCCAAUGUCCCCUCACCAGUAGCAACCCAGGGGGGCGGGACUCGGCCAAAAGGACAACAGUGGGUGACCUCGACUCCUGACAGACAGGACGGUGAGCCAGUCUACUUUGACGGCGAACGUGUGAGGGCGUGGCUGGGUGUCCAAGGGCCCGCCUCUCUAGAGAGGACGACUUCCUGUUCCAAAGCUGUGCAGACUGCCGGGCAGUUGGAGUGUCACCACAGAGUCUCACCCGACCAGUUGCCUCCUCACCUCGACAACACACAACAGCCUUUUCCUGACCCCGCCCCUUGUUUGUUACGUCAAAAAAAAGCCUCCUCUGAUUGGGUGAAGCAUCACUAUGGAUCAACUUUCCAGGCUGAAGAAGAGCAGUCCUGUUGUGAGGAAGCUGAGCGUCUUCUCUCCGAACAAAGUGGGACCUCCAGCAGCAGGCCUCCUUCCUGCCUGCCCUGCCCAGCCCUCCUCUGCCUCCUCCUGGCUGCAGCUUUGGCCCUCCUGGCCGGUCUGAUCUUGGUCGUCCUGGUGCCGCCGUGUCGAAGCUUCCACCUGACACUGAGCUACGUCAAUGGACCCCCGCCUACAUGAAGACCACCCAGAGGCCCUCGGGAACACCUGGCUUGUAUGGCUGUUUAUGAAAAUGUAUAACAAAACCUUCUAAUUAACGCUGUAGAAACACAGCGUUAACGCUGUAGAGAUGAAGUAAACA
This is a messenger RNA of Cyclopterus lumpus (lumpfish), 2141 nucleotides long. RefSeq lists its product as uncharacterized. Gene Ontology annotation, cellular component: meiotic nuclear membrane microtubule tethering complex; membrane; nuclear envelope. The record is from RefSeq and is a predicted model, not a curated record. NCBI's taxonomy places the organism in Eukaryota, Metazoa, Chordata, Actinopteri, Perciformes, Cyclopteridae. The transcript has 13 exons. The coding region runs from base 143 to 2020 and encodes 625 amino acids.